AUGUCCGAUGAGCAAAGACCGCAAAAUGAACCAGCCGUAGAGACAACUCCCACAGAGAUGGACGUGGAUACAGCUCCCACAGAGCCAGCCGUAGAGACAACUCCCACAGAGUUUAGUGAAUGGGAGCGCUCCUUGAUUCCUGAGCAGUGUUCGCGUAUGGUCAACGUCUUUGUGAACAAAACUUUUGACCAGUUCAGGAUUUUCAACAACUCUGACCCAUCAGCUCGCCAAGUGAGGCGAUCCGACCGUUUGCCGGUGGACAGUCAUCUGUCGGAGAUAGUCGACAGCUACCUGGUAGAGCAAGUGGAUGCAAGGGAGAGCAAAGGCGAGACUUGCGGCAACAUUGGUCACGUAUAUAUCAAAGAUCCGUCUAUCCGUUGGUCAGCAGAUGAAACCGCGCUGGUUCUCGGGGGCACCAUCAGUGGACACGAUUGGUCCAAGGAAGAGAAAGACAUAUCUAGCAUAGUAUAG
This is a messenger RNA of Cryptococcus amylolentus CBS 6039, 471 nucleotides long. RefSeq lists its product as hypothetical. NCBI's taxonomy places the organism in Eukaryota, Fungi, Basidiomycota, Tremellomycetes, Tremellales, Cryptococcaceae. The record is from RefSeq and is a predicted model, not a curated record. The coding region runs from base 1 to 471 and encodes 156 amino acids. The transcript has a single exon.